AUGAUACUCAAAAGAAAACAAUCCUAUGGAGUUGUUGCUUCUAAGAAAUCAAAACUUAUUUUCAUAGUAGCUGUUAUGUUUUUUCAGUUAUCAUCAAUAACAAUUUACCGUUACUAUGCAAUAUCUAAAUUAUUUGAAGAAGAAUUCGUGGAACCUGAGAUAAUGUAUAAUAUGGACACAUUACGAAAAUGCACACAGUCUGAGAAUAAGUGGCUUCAGUGUAUUAAACAACUGAAUAAUUUAACCAGAGUAAGCAAUGCUAGAGUACGUGGAUUUGACUCAUCAGUUCGUUUAAUUCGUACACCUAUAAACUGCACAUUUUUGGAUAUACAGAUUCCAUUUAAAAUAAAUAAUAAACAUUAUUUAAAUGUAACUUUAAAUGAACGCUACAUACUACCUAGAAGUUCUUCAGUUGCUAAAAACGGAAAUCUGACUAUAAAAGCAGUCAGUACAAAUAGGCAUUGCCCAAAAUAUUUCAACGUGAAAGAAGCCUUAAAUGCUAUACACAAAGGUUUACCUCAGAAAGAAGAUAUAUCAAUUCUUGUUAGCUUAUUGAUAAUCGCCAUUUGUGAUUUAUAUUGA
Molecule: messenger RNA, 582 nt
Organism: Trichobilharzia szidati
Lineage: Eukaryota; Metazoa; Platyhelminthes; Trematoda; Strigeidida; Schistosomatidae
Source: the annotation of a GenBank genome assembly